AUGAAAUUCCUCGUUGUCUUCUCCUGCGUUCUGGCCGUGGCUUUCGCCAAGCCCGGAUACCUCGGCUACGCCGCUAUCCUCCCCGGUGCACCCCUUGGCGCCGACGGCCGCGUCGUCGACACCGCCGAGGUGAGCCUGGCCAAGGCCGAGCACGCCGCCGCCCACAUCAACGAGAAGCUCACCCUGAACAAGGAAGCCCUCCGCUCUACCGACUACCUUGUCGCCGCCGCUCCUCUGGCCUACGCCGCACCAGCUGCUCCCCUCGCCUACGCCUCUGCCCCAGCCUACGCCGCUUCCCUGGCUUACGCUCACGCCCCAGCUGCCACCAUCCUCGCCGCUGACGGCCGUCCCCUGGACACCGCCGAGGUCGCCAUCGCCAAGGCCUCCCACGCCGCUGCUCACCUCAACGAGAGACUCAUCCACGCCCACGAGGCCACCAGGAACCUCGCCUACUACUAGACGAUCACCCAGAGGCUAUGCGUCCCCCGUUAUAUACUUAGAAGUUAAGAAGUGUGAAUGCCGCCGUGUCCAGUCAAUAUACAGUUCACCUCAUGGAGAGAAAUAGAUCUGAUGUCUGCAGUUAUGAUGACCACAAGUACUCGCCGAGGCUCCAUUGUAUUAUACAUAUGGAUCCGGGCGAGGAAGUUCAGAUUAUUACUACGUCGAUUGCUCGAAGUGUUACCUGAUUGUUUUUCUACUUUUCUACUACUGCUAUACUGACAGAGGAUGAGUGCGAAUGAUGCAAUUUUGACUGUUGGAUUGUUCAUAGCCCAUGUGACCGAGGACGAAGAAGAAAUUGAUACAACGGGUUGAGGAGGUGGUGGAGAGAGAUUUAAAUACAUGCGAGAAUAAUUCAAAUCAUAA
Molecule: messenger RNA, 864 nt
Organism: Nasonia vitripennis (jewel wasp)
Lineage: Eukaryota; Metazoa; Arthropoda; Insecta; Hymenoptera; Pteromalidae
Product: cuticle protein 2-like
Exons: 2
Coding region: 1-459 (152 amino acids)
Source: RefSeq, a predicted model, not a curated record